Atta colombica is the source of this 399-nucleotide messenger RNA. RefSeq lists its product as uncharacterized. The transcript has 3 exons. Lineage: Eukaryota; Metazoa; Arthropoda; Insecta; Hymenoptera; Formicidae. The coding region runs from base 103 to 399 and encodes 98 amino acids. The record is from RefSeq and is a predicted model, not a curated record.
CCUGCACGUCGACUCUCUGUAGCUAAUGGUAAAGGAGGCGAUGUAAACGUUGUAGAGAAAGUACAUGUUGAAUAUGCGAACAAAAUUAUACGAAAUAUAUAAAUGACUACGUGUUAUGAAUCUCCAGAAGUGAUCAUUGUCUUGAGCAAGGAAGAGAUUCAUAAAAGAUAUCAAGAUACUGCGAUAAUUAUAUUUAAAGAGCAACAAAGUAAAAAGAAAGAAAUUGUGAGUUACCUUAGUUUUGGAAACAGUCGCAGAACAAUGGAAUAUAGUAACAACGGAAAUCAUCCCGUUAUCAUACGUAAACCUGCAGAGUCUACAAUUAUGCAGAAUACUCAUUUUUCCUCGCGGACGUCGAUAGAAUAUCAUAAACUAGAUAAAAGAUGCGCGAUAACUUAA